This is a messenger RNA of Alternaria infectoria, 939 nucleotides long. RefSeq lists its product as uncharacterized. The record is from RefSeq and is a predicted model, not a curated record. Bases 1 to 939 code for a protein of 312 amino acids. Lineage: Eukaryota; Fungi; Ascomycota; Dothideomycetes; Pleosporales; Pleosporaceae. The transcript has 2 exons.
AUGCUCGCGCUUUUCCCCUGCAACCCCGUACGCAAGAACUGGAACCCUACAUUGCAGGGCACAUGCAUUGGAUGGGGCAGCAAAAACCCUGCCGACUUUUUCCACAUGUUUUUGGGCCAUGCUGUCAGUAACUGCUUACUGGAUAUCAUGGUCCUUCUAGUACCUCUGCCCUUCGUAACCACGCUAAGGAUUGCGGGUAAAAGCCGAGCAGGCUUAGUUGGUCUGUUCAGCUUGGGCUGUGUUGUCGUCAUCGUAGCUGUCGGUCGCAUGAUCGCUAUGUCUGUUAACAAAGCUGGCACCAAGCCUGUCCUAGACAUGUCCUUCCACACACCCAUCGUCUAUAUCUUCGCCGUCCUCGAAGUCAACUUCGCUAUCAUCACAGCCUCCAUACCCAUCUUCUGGCCCGCCAUAGCAACACUAGCUUCCAACAAGAUCUUCGUCGUCAAUGAAGUACAGAUCCACGUCGAACAUGUCACAAGAAACGAUAGCUUCGACUCCAGCGGUGGCAUCAGCCUUAGCGACCGAAAGAUACAAUCGUCAGGUGGGGAUAGCAAGAUGGGCGUUGUUACCACAAUAUCCGACCGAGCACCACCUCGAAAGUCAGGCGAGAAGUCAUCCAUUCACCAUCAUCACAAACCAAGCACCGCUUCAUCUGUCGGUCCAACCACCGGCUUUGGAGGAGGACGAAAACCAAGCACCGCCUCAUCCGUAGGCCGAACAAUGGGCAUGGACCUCGCCGGCCGCCCCAGCCAAGAAUCAUCACGCUACCUAUACCGCAUCCCGAGCAACGAAAACAGGAGUUCGAAAAGCCUUACGCAGAGCGAGGGCGACGACUGGUUCAUGGAGAUGGACAGGGCGAAUUCACGCGGACAAGUGACGACAACGGUCGAGAAGUCCUCGAUUCCGUUCGAGCACCUCAAGGCGACGGAUAAAAAGUAA